GUUGGGGGAGGACACAUGGAGAGGUCCCAGUCCUACUCCCAGCAGCAUGGGGGUGAACAAAGCUGGUGGGGCAGUGCCCCCCAGUACCAGUACAUGCCCUUUGAACAUUGUACCAGCUAUGGACUGCCCUCAGAGAAUGGGGGCCUUCAGCACCGGCCCCGAAAGGACAUGGGUCCCAGGCACAAUGCCCACCCAACACAGAUAUAUGGCCAUCACAAAGAGAAAUAUUCAUGUAAGGAACAAGACAGGGGAAUGCCCAAGAAGACGGGCUCCAGUUCUACCGUGGACACCUUGGAUGAGGACCACUAUUCUAAAUGUCAAGAUUGUGUCCACCGCCUGGGACGCGUGGUCAGAAGGAAGCUGGGGGAAGACUGGAUCUUUCUUGUGCUCCUGGGCCUACUGAUGGCUCUAGUCAGCUGGUGCAUGGACUAUGUUAGUGCCAAGAGCCUUCAGGCCUACAAGUGGACCUAUGCCCAGAUGCAGCCCAGCCUUCCUCUGCAGUACCUGGCCUGGGUCACCUUCCCACUUAUCCUCAUCCUCUUCAGUGCCCUCUUUUGCCAACUCAUCUCUCCCCAGGCUGUGGGUUCUGGAAUCCCUGAGAUGAAGACAAUUCUUCGUGGUGUUGUCUUGAAGGAGUACCUCACACUCAAGGCCUUUGUAGCCAAGGUGGUGGCCUUGACAGCUGGGCUGGGCAGUGGCAUCCCUGUGGGGAAGGAGGGUCCCUUUGUUCACAUUGCCAGCAUCUGCGCUGCUGUCCUGAGCAAGUUUAUGUCCGUGUUCUGUGGUGUCUACGAGCAGCCAUACUAUUACACUGACAUCCUGACAGUGGGCUGUGCCGUGGGGGUCGGCUGCUGUUUUGGAACACCACUUGGAGGAGUGCUGUUCAGCAUCGAGGUCACCUCCACCUACUUUGCUGUUCGGAAUUACUGGCGAGGAUUCUUUGCAGCCACAUUCAGUGCCUUUGUGUUCCGUGUCUUGGCGGUGUGGAACAAGGAUGCUGUCACCAUUACCGCUCUGUUCAGAACUAAUUUUCGAAUGGAUUUCCCUUUUGACCUGAAGGAACUUCCAGCAUUUGCUGUCAUUGGGAUCUGCUGCGGGUUCUUGGGAGCUGUUUUCGUUUAUCUGCAUCGCCAAGUCAUGCUCGGUGUCCGAAAGCACAAGGCUCUCAGCCAGUUUCUUGCCAAGCACCGCCUGCUGUAUCCUGGAAUUGUUACCCUUGUCAUCGCCUCACUCACCUUUCCACCAGGAAUGGGUCAAUUCAUGGCUGGAGAGCUGAUGCCCCGUGAAGCCAUCAGUACCUUGUUUGACAAUAAUACCUGGGUAAAGCACAUAGGUGACCCCCAAAGCCUGGGCCAGUCAGCUGUGUGGAUUCACCCCCAGGUCAACGUGGUCAUCAUCAUCCUUCUCUUCUUCAUCAUGAAGUUUUGGAUGUCCAUUGUGGCCACCACUAUGCCCAUACCCUGCGGAGGCUUUAUGCCUGUUUUUGUGCUAGGAGCUGCAUUUGGAAGGCUGGUAGGAGAGAUCAUGGCCAUGUUGUUCCCUGAGGGUAUCUUAUUUGAUGACUUCCUCUACAAGAUCUUACCUGGGGGCUAUGCAGUAAUUGGAGCAGCAGCUCUGACAGGGGCUGUCUCUCACACAGUCUCCACAGCUGUGAUUUGCUUCGAAUUAACUGGUCAGAUUGCUCACAUCCUGCCCAUGAUGGUGGCUGUUAUCUUGGCCAACAUGGUGGCUCAGAGUCUGCAGCCCUCUCUCUAUGACAGCAUCAUCCAGGUCAAGAAGCUUCCCUAUUUGCCAGACCUUGGUUGGAACCAGCUCAGCAAAUUUACAAUCUUUGUUGAGGACAUCAUGGUACGUGAUGUGAAGUUUGUUUCAGCUUCUUGCACAUAUGGGGAACUGAGAAACCUACUCCAGACCACCACAGUCAAGACUUUACCAUUGGUUGAUUCCAAAGAUUCAAUGAUCUUGCUGGGCUCCGUGGAACGCUCAGAACUGCAGUCCCUCCUACAGCGCCACCUGUGUGCAGAGCGAAGGUUGAGGGCUGCCCAGGAUAUGGCUCGCAAGUUAUCGGAGCUGCCCUUUGAUGGCAAAGCACGGCUGGCUGGAGAGUGGUACCCUGGCGGUCGACCCGAGUCCUUCGCCUUUGUGGAUGAGGAUGAAGACGAGGACCUCUCCAGGAAGACGGAGCUUCCACUGUCUCCUCCUCCUCCUCCUCCUCCUCCUCCACCUCCUCUCUUUCCUACUGUUCCAUCAUACCCUGAAGAACCUAAUGGGCCACUGCCCAACCACAAACAGCCACCUGAAGCCCCAGACCCUGCAGGUCAAAGAUCAUCCAUCUUCCGGUGCCUGCUGCGCUGCUUGCUGGGCAGAGCUCACUCUACAAAGAAGAAAAUAGCCCAGGAUUCAACGGAUUUAGUGGAUAACAUGUCACCUGAAGAGAUUGAGGCCUGGGAGCAGGAGCAGCUGCGCCAGCCUGUAUGCUUUGAUUGCUGCUGUAUCGACCAGUCUCCCUUCCAGCUGGUGGAGCAGACCACGCUGCACAAGACUCAUACACUCUUCUCACUUCUUGGCCUCCAUCUUGCCUAUGUGACCAGCAUGGGGAAGCUCAGAGGUGUCUUGGCACUAGAAGAGCUACAGAAAGCUAUCGAGGGCCACACCAAAUCUGGCGUGCAGCUCCGCCCUCCUCUUGCCAGCUUCCGGAAUACAACUUCAACUCGGAAGAGUCCGGGGGGGCCGCCCCCUCCUGCAGAGGGCUGGAGUCUGCCUGAGGGUGGAAAUGGGGCUCCUGGAGCAGAAGGCAUGGUUCCUCCCAUGCCAGAGACUCCUGUACCACCACCAUCUCCUGAGGUCCCUCACUGUGUGGCCCCAGCCAGAGCAGAGGGUGAGCUGGAGGAGCUAGAGAUGGUGGGAAGCCCAGGACCUGAGGAGGACCUGGCUGACAUUUUGCAUGGCCCCAGCCUUCGGUCCACUGAUGAGGAAGAUGAAGAUGAGCUGAUCCUGUGAAUAACCCCCUCCAAGCUUUCUUCAUAAAAACCAUGGGGCCCAUGCCAGGAAGUGGGCUUGUGUGUCAUAGGGGUGCCUUGAAGUUGAGGAGGCUCCCACUUCAUGUUGUUUCUACCCCUACUGUGAAGGUGAUGGUGAUGGUCUUGAGGAGAACUUGGCCUUGAGCAGGGAAGAAUUUGGGUCCAUCAGACCCCUUCCCCCAUUUCCAGGCAGGGUUCAAGGCCCCAAGCUUGGAAGAUCUCUGUGUUUUCCUGCUGUGCAGGUUCAGUCCCCAUCAGUCUUUAACCUCCCACAGUUCCCAGUGUUGUUCAGCUGCCAUCCUGGCCUGCCUGUCUAGAUUUCGGUUUCCACAUGGAAUAGGUAAGCGGAGGCUCAGAUUGAUUGACUCUGCAAGUGCCACAUUGGAAGGGAUGUGGGACCACAAUAUUGCCCUGCAGACUGACCACCUGACAAUGUGCACCUCAACCUGCCAGCCCUACCAUCUUCUUAUUUGCUCCCCGCAAUCUGUUUCCAGACCUAGUCAUUGCUGCCACUGCCUGUCCCCGGCCAGGCUGAUUUUCAGGGCUGAAAAAGCCAACCCUUGCUUCCAGGAAACCAAGUGCAGUUCCUUGGAAGAGGUUGGCAGGGGCUCUGUGUGGAGAGGCAGGUGUCAUGGCCCAGUGCAUGUGUCUGACCCUGCAGCAAAAAGCCUUCCUAUAUCACAGUCUCCCUGCCUAGUUCCAUGUUACCCCUGGAACAUGCAUAUUCCCUCUCGUCCGCCGCAAUGGCUGGCUUAGCUGCCAAGAGUCAUCUCUGCCUGGGAGUCACUCUUCCUGGGGCUCCUCCCCAAGCACCAGAAAGGCUCUCAUCCAGCAGGGUCAUGCAGAUUCCAGUCCUUUAUAAUAGCUCCUCGGGAUCUUCUGGCAUAGACUUGGGGGUGCCCUGAGGGUAGCAAGCUUUAGUUUGCUCCAUCCUUAGAGGACUCCCAUCUUUUUCCUUCCAAACCAGCCAGGAGGUUGACAGUUGUCCUGCACAGCAUUAGCUUGCUUCACCUAGAAAGAGAGGCCACAUAUUCUGAGCAGCCAGAUGCCCAGCUCCAUUCAUGGGCUCUUUUCCUUCCCU
Peromyscus californicus insignis is the source of this 4101-nucleotide messenger RNA. RefSeq names its product chloride voltage-gated channel 1 (gene Clcn1). The record is from RefSeq and is a predicted model, not a curated record. The coding region runs from base 16 to 3000 and encodes 994 amino acids. Gene Ontology annotation, molecular function: voltage-gated chloride channel activity. The transcript is spliced from 23 exons. Gene Ontology annotation, biological process: chloride transport; transmembrane transport. Gene Ontology annotation, cellular component: membrane. Lineage: Eukaryota; Metazoa; Chordata; Mammalia; Rodentia; Cricetidae.